Molecule: messenger RNA, 4149 nt
Organism: Paraglomus occultum
Lineage: Eukaryota; Fungi; Glomeromycota; Glomeromycetes; Paraglomerales; Paraglomeraceae
Source: the annotation of a GenBank genome assembly
AUGCCCAACGCCACUUCAGCAGUUACCUCUACACAAGCAAACGGUCACGCUUCUCCGCAGCCUUCCAAGAGGUCCGGUAAAAAGAACAGAAACAAGGGCUCAACUGCCAAUAAAGUGGAAAACGCUCAAGGUGACAAACACGGUCAAGAAGUUCCGACUACACCCGUCGAUAAGAACGUAAACGGUGUAAUUGAUACCGAAACGUCCGUUCCGGUCAGUUCAGGAAAUGAGUCUCCGGUCAUACCACAUGGGAGCGUUGACAAUGGUUCAGACCCUGCUAAUAAGAAUAAGUAUAUUGAAGUAGUUGCAAAGAGGUUACGAGCUGAGAAAAAGAGAAUGCUUAAAAUUGAAAAAGCGGAAGCGCUCCUUAACUCCGGACCAGAGGGAAAAUCGAAACUUCAUGCCGAGCAAUUACAGAAUUUGGAGAGGAAAAACGAAGUUUCGACAACUAUCAGAAUGUUCGAGGAAGUGCUGCAGAGUAUGGCCGUGAUUGAAGCAGAAGAAUUGAAGAAUAAGCUGAGACAAAAAAAGGCUCAGGAAGCUGAACGUGCACAGGCUAUUGAGCAAGCUCUGAAAGAACAGGAGGCAAAGACGAGUGUCGUUGAGCAUUUCAGAGAACUUCUCACUAAUAAGGCGGCGGAUUCUGUUGAGGAGGAAUUACGGCCGACAGUAAUUAAUGAAAUCAUGACACACGUAAGAAAGUUGAAAGACGGCGUUGAUGAAAUCAUAACCAGAGUUGAAUCUAAUGAAACAGAUGUUGAGACUUCGUCUGGAAUAACGUACGCAAAUAUUCACGCCUGGAGUGUGAAUCCUCCCAUAGAAGAAGACCCUGAAACUUUUCAGGAAUCGACGAAAUUUCAGACGGAAACCGAUACAAUUAUAGAAUAUGAUGGAACAGUCCCAGAAGAAACUUCUGCGGGAUCAUUAACAAGUGAAUAUGUUCAACAAGUGCAAACAGUAGAGAUAACGGAAACUACAAUAACUAAUGCCACUAUUACCGAACCGACACACAAAAGUCACGAAGACUCGGUUCCAAUAGACACUGUAGUUAUAACGGAUCAUUACACAACCGACUUUUCCACAGCGAUUCAACCUCUCAGCGAACACAAUUUAUUCACGAGUCGGCCUGAGGAACCCCAGACCACAAUCGCUCCAACGUCGACUGUCGAAGAACCAAUUAUGGUGCCUAUCAACGGUAAUGAGCAGGAGGAUAUACCUCAUGAUGCACAAGGUCAAACUCAACCCCAAGCUUUAUCGCAGCAACCUGUAGAUGGACGCACAGGAGAUCAAGGUCGUCGACAAUCUCAUCAUCAACGUAAACGACCGUCAAGAUUACAAUCUCAGCGUGGAGAUAGACAUUUUAAUACGCAACCGUUAUCGCCUAGUAGCCAUUCAAACCCUAAUCAACAGCUACAAGGGCAAGGCAACUUUUCACAACAGGGCGGUGGUUAUUCGGGGGGAAAUAGAAGUGGUUUUCAUGGACAGGGUUCACGCAAAGAUGGUGGAUAUCGAGAAGGUGGAUAUCGAGAAAGUGGAUAUCGAGAAAGUGGUUAUCGAGAAGGUGGAUAUCGUGGAUACAAGGAUUCACCACGAGAAGGCUCGUUUCGAGAUGGUCGUGGAAAUCCAGCACGAAAUCGAGAUAAUAAUGAGCAAUCGCAACUCGUAGAAAAAGAAUUUUCAAAACUCCGAGUCCAAGAAAGUCCGGAAUCAGCUUCGAAGCCGUCACAUUCUCUCGAGGAAGCGCUUUCUUCUACUAAUUCUGCACCCCCACAACGUCAAGAAAACGAGAAUGCUGCUAAUGAAUCACUAUACGAUCAACCGACUACAUCUGCCGUCUCAACCGAGUUGAAGGGGAAAGGAAAGGCCGUUGAUUUAGAUAACACGGUCACUAAUGCGUCAGAUAGCACAGCUGCUCCGUUGACCACACCUCCCAAGCCCACUAGAACAACGUCAAAAGACUCGGAAAAAGACUCUGUAGCCACCGAAUAUCAACUCAAAGCCCUCGAGUGGUUUGACAUUCGUUCACAUAAACUCAGAAAGGUGAAAAUUAUCACGCAGAACGAAAACGGACCAUGUCCGCUGUUGGCACUCUGUAAUGUUCUUAUACUACGCAAUGACAUAGAGAUACGGCCAUAUGAUCGACCUACCGUGUCUUACGAGUAUUUAGUAGAAUUACUGGGCGAUUAUCUGUUGAAGGUGAUACCUCAGAACGAGGCCGAAAUAAACCCAAAGAGUGGGGGAGACAAAAAAAAUAGCAACUCGCUAUUAAGACCAUCUCUGCACGACUAUCAGCACACGCUUGAUACCGCGCUCUCAAUAAUCCCCUCCUUGCAAACUGGCUUGGAUGUCAAUGUUCGUUUCAACUCGAUCCAUGGUUUUGAGCCAACUGCAGAACUGUCCGUGUUUGAUAUUUUCAAUGUAGAUUUAGUUCAUGGGUGGGUCGUUGACCCACAGGAAACGGAAUUUUGGGAUGUUUUGGUUGGCAAGUGUGGGAGUUAUAACAGAGCAGUAGAAUGCGUGGUUCGCGGAGAUCAUUUGGGAAAAGGUGUGGUAGUUGAAAACGUUGACAGAUCAAGCGGAUCAGACUAUGGGAAAUUUACUUCUGGUGACUCGUUGGAUGCCAAGGAUAAAGAGACUGUCAGAGAUGCCUUUGUGGUUUCCCAAUUUCUUGAUAGAACUGCUACCCAGCUCACCUAUCAUGACGCUAGUUUUGCCCACGAGAGAUCGAUUGUUUGGGAAUCGCUCAGAGAUGUCGACCAGGGUGCCUCAGAGUUUGUUAAUUGGCAAUUUGAAGCAGCUGAAAUUAGUGGCGGAGAUUAUGUUGAUGUAAACAAUAACGCUAGCAGCGAGAAUAUUGGUGGCGGCGAUCAAGACUAUGCUCUAGCGUUAAGCCUUCAAGAAGAAGAAGCUCAAGGCGCCGCUCGAGAAGCCGAGUUCCACAGACAACAAUUGAUUCAGAAGAAACGUCAACGAGAACAAGAAGCCCUGAGGCAACAACAGCUACAAGCACAAUUACAAAGGAAAGGCGAUUUCACGGGUGGUCGAUACCAACAGAAAAACAGCACAGACAGUGGUUCUCAAAAACGUAAAACUAGGCCACCAUCUGCAGCCCCCGAAAGCGAUUCCUCUUCAGAAGAAGAAUCUGCUACCGAAUCACUGUCGACGGAGGAUGCGUAUAUGUUUCCCUUGAUCGGAUCUGGAGUGUUAUUUGGAUUGUAUGUGAUAUUUCAACUCUUUAAUAAGGAGUAUGUCAACUACUUGGUUACCGCAUAUUUUGGCUUUUUGGGUGUUGCUGCAACUACUACCGUUGGUAUAUAUAUCGUAAAGAAGACCGGUAAUGUCAAAUUGGAUCCGUAUAAAGUCGUUGUGACUAGGAAGGCUAAAGAAAUUUAUAGAUUUAGUUUCUCUACUAUACAGCUUGGAGUGGCUGUGGGAUCGGUGUUUCUGACGGCAUACUAUGUACUGACAAAGAACUGGAUUGCUUCUAAUAUUCUGGGACUUUCCUUUGCGUUUAAUGGGAUUCAGAUGCUGUCUCUCGAUUCAUUUAAAACUGGUGUGGUUUUGUUGUCUGGGUUGUUUCUGUAUGAUAUAUUCUGGGUGUUUGGUACUGAAGUUAUGGUAUCCGUGGCUAAGAGCUUUGAUGCGCCCGUUAAAGUUCUGUGGCCCAAGCACUUGUUUGGUCUAGGAAGUGACAUUGCAGUUGAAACACCGCAAUUUACCAUGCUUGGAUUAGGCGAUAUUGUCAUACCUGGUAUCUUUGUCGCUUUAUGCCUUCGCCUUGACCAUGCUCUCUAUUUGAAAGAGAAUCCAAAUGCACAUAAAAACUCCAAGUAUCCAACAGUAUAUUUCAAGUCAUGCUUGGCUUCAUAUAUUGUCGGACUUGUCACAACAAUAAUUGUAAUGCAUACAUUCAAGGCAGCUCAACCGGCGCUUCUUUAUCUGUCACCAGCAUGCAUACUCUCGGUCUUUAUUACCGGUUCGAUCAAAGUAGUAAAGACCGAGAGUUCAAGUGAAGGCGGAGAAGAAGACGUCAAACUGAAACCUUCCGAUAACGGAGAUGGACCUGGCGCGGUAACUGGCGAAGAAGAUUACGUUGAAGUGACAUCAACGCGUAAUAGAAAGAGCAAGAGAGCGCUUAAAAAGAAAUAG